GAGUUUUGGCCGACACUUAAUGAGGGAAAACAGUCGACACAUAGACAACAUUCGUUGCAUAAGUUUAUCCGAACCAUUCAGGACUCGUUCUUUCCGCCUAUUCUUCACAUUCCAGUCAUUAAAUUGUUGAAGUCUUUGGCCACGAGUUCGGCCUUCAAUGUCUUCAAUCUCAUCAAAAGCCCGACUCUUCACUUGAGUUCUCAGUUCUCUAUGGAUUACUUCAACACAACUCUCCUUCAAUAUUAUAACACUGUUCGCGGCUCUGAUAAUAAAGAGCGAGUGAACGCCAGCGCAAGCACUUUCGGCUUAUCUAACAUUCAUGUAGUACUGCCCGGACAGCAACGGUUCACUUCUGGUAUUGAAUCGGAGAUCAUAUGCGCUAUCAUUGAGUUGAUUGAAGUGAUUGUCACAAACGAUAAGACAUGUUGUUUAGCCAUUGCUGAGAAUCUUCACUAUUCGAUAAUCACAUCAUUGGUGGGAAUACUGAGAUGUGCUGUUCCUAAAGAGCUAAAGGCAGCCAUUUUGAACUGUUUAUCCGGAUUUGCUUUGUCUUCAUCUUCGGUUUCUAUUAUGAUUUGGUCUAAAAUUGACGGAAUUUUACCAAAGUUUAUGCCGACUGUAACCUCCGGAGUGCCAAUCGAUCCGUUAUCUCAGCACCGGUUGUGGCAAAACGGAAUCGGCAUUGAAAUCGAAGAGAUUGAGGCCAAGAAUGAAGAAUAUCCGAUAACUAUAGGCUUUGUGAGACUUAUGAAAUCACUAUUCAUUCACUUCGACUCCAAUCAAUCACAACAACAGUCUUCAGCCGAUGUGUGCCUUAAUUUCGUCAUUAAUUCGAUUCUUCUUAAAACGAAUGCAAGAACAGUGAUUGAGAACUAUGAGCCGUCAGUGGAAGGACCCAACUCUAAGACGGCUUUCAGUAUAUUCUCGCAGACACUGCAAGAGAGCGGACUUUUUAGGCAAAUAUUGUAUACAUUGGAAGAAAUUGCCGACACUUUCGACAAACAGAUGCUUUCUGUGAGCUUUGAGAGCGAAACUAGUUUUCCUAAACUUAUAGAAAACUGUGCUCUCAAUGGACUCAGGAUUUUGAAAUUGAUUUGCGAGAAACAAAACGACUUCAUUGAUAUGGUUCACGAGAUACCGGGCUUUCCAUUGGCUAUAAUCGCCAAAUUCGAUGUACUCUUCAAUAACGUGAACCCGAGAACGGGUGCCAUCGAUAGACUAUCCACUCUAAUACGGCUCAUAUAUCUGCCGACGCGGGCGUCCAUUGAAACGCUAAAACUACUAUCCACUCUAAUACGGCUCAUAUAUCUGCCGACGCGGGCGUCCAUUGAAACGCUAAAACUGUUGAACAGUCUCUGCAAAAGCAAUCUCGAAGUCUCCCACUUAUGUCUAACACAACUCCAGUCAUCCGACUCUAAAGUGUUAACAAAUGAAUACAUAAUUAACUCGUUUGUCGAUUGUCUGGAAUCGGAUUCUAAAGAACUUCGUUUGGAAGCAUUGAAUCUAAUCGACACGUGUCUGGACUUCGUUCGCGUCAACUAUUCCUAUAAUUUUGCCCACAAAUUGCUGGGAAUCGACAGAACUCGCGCUGUCCUCAAAGACGCGGGACAGUUGGGACAGUCGUUCACUUGCUUUCAUUCAAUUCUUUCGUUCUUCGACUCCAAUACCGAUAUCAAGGAGUUCUCAGAAGAGCGAAGACUUGGAAUGAAAAUUCUCUACAAACUAUGUGUCUCUCACUAUACUUAUGAGACUGUAUUAAGAUUCUUGAGAACUAGUUAUGACUUUAUUGUCCAGUAUUUACAUUCCUGGGAGAGAAUGGCUUCCGAUUCGGAUUAUAACGAAGAAAUGCAAGAAUUAAUAUUACAAGAGAUGACUUAUUUCCUACGAAUCUUAACUAUUGAUAUUAAGAUAACAUCUGAACAGAACCUCAAGUCUCACUGCGCUUCUUAUGUCAACUUUUUGUUCACCGAAACCAAAAGAGGACGCAUUCUUGACCUCUUGAGCCCCAUAUUGUUUAGUCAUUCGCAUCCAGUUUUGCCAAAUCUAGAGUUCUUUGAACAGAAAGGUCUGUGGAAAGCAAUCAACGAGUGCUCCACUGCUACCAAAUCGGUUGAUCUCAAAGCACUUCAUCAGCGAUUGUUGAAUGAAAUCCGAUUAAUUGGUCCACAACUGGGAGUCAUUCAAACAAAUCUUGUGAGAAAUGAAUUGAAGACUAUUCUGUCAUUUGGCGCCGCUUUGAAUGAAUCGCAACAAAAGCUAAACAUCAAAACCAAAUACUUUGACUCUUGGCGUCAAUUACUUGAGAUAUUGAUUAUAACUCGAAGCCUGGAAUCGUGUGAUGAAGAGUCGAGGAUUAGAUAUUUAAUGGAAAUAAUCACAGAAUUGAUUAACAGGGCGUCUGAUUCGGCGACAUCUGCCACACUAUUGAGUCCCAUCUCUUCAUCUGUGCUAAUGAUUUCAUCGACACUCUCUGUCAGCAAAUCUCAAGCCCUGACUUCAAAUGUAUCCACUUGUUUGAAGUCGAUUCUAUCGAUUCUGGACUCUUCUUCGCCGGUC
Medioppia subpectinata is the source of this 2556-nucleotide messenger RNA. NCBI's taxonomy places the organism in Eukaryota, Metazoa, Arthropoda, Arachnida, Sarcoptiformes, Oppiidae. The record is from the annotation of a GenBank genome assembly.